Molecule: messenger RNA, 2570 nt
Organism: Quercus robur (English oak)
Lineage: Eukaryota; Viridiplantae; Streptophyta; Magnoliopsida; Fagales; Fagaceae
Product: dnaJ protein ERDJ2A-like
Exons: 11
Coding region: 351-2408 (685 amino acids)
Biological process (GO): SRP-dependent cotranslational protein targeting to membrane; post-translational protein targeting to endoplasmic reticulum membrane
Cellular component (GO): Sec62/Sec63 complex
Molecular function (GO): RNA binding; transmembrane protein transporter activity
Source: RefSeq, a predicted model, not a curated record
CCCUUCAAUCUCCAUUAACGAGUCCACCACGGCGAAAACUGAAUCUGAAAGCGACGUUACCUCUCAUUCCCUUCCGUUUUAUUUAUAUGAAUGAAUUUUUAAUUUUCUCGGGAAACAAACAGAGGCGGUUAGAUUUAGGGCAUUUGACAGUGAUACGUGGCGUAGUCCAAUAGUUUAUCGUAUCAAAGUUGAUGAAAGAAACACACAGACACAGUGCAAGCAAGCUCUAAUUUACUCUUUCAGCUUUUUUUUUUUUUUUAAGCUAAUCUACUACCUAUUCGCAGCUUCAGGAGUCUUUUCUGUGCAGGCUUUAACAACUAUAUACAAGUCGUUGUGGAUAGGUGGUCUCAAUGGCUGCUUCGGAGGAGAAUAGUUCAUUGUUCCCAAUUUUCAUUUUGACAAUAAUGGCCAUUCCAUUGGUGCCUUAUACAAUUCUCAAGUUAUGCCGGGCUGCCUCAACAAAAACAAAGAGCAUACACUGCAAGUGCUCUGAAUGCACUCGUUCAGGGAAGUACCGCAAAUCAAUAUUUAAGCGAAUUUCCAACUUCUCAACAUAUAGUAACUUGACUCUAAUACUACUUUGGGUUGUCAUGAUUGUCCUGGUUUAUUACAUUAAAAAUAUGAGUCGUGAGAUUCAAGUUUUUGAGCCAUUUAGUAUUCUUGGAUUAGAACCUGGAGCUUCAGAUGUGGAUAUAAAGAAAGCAUAUAGAAGGCUAUCUGUUCAAUACCAUCCUGAUAAAAACCCAGAUCCAGAGGCCCACAAGUAUUUUGUGGAGUUUAUUUCAAAGGCUUAUCAGGCUCUGACAGAUCCAAUAUCACGUGAGAAUUUUGAGAAAUAUGGCCAUCCAGAUGGCAGACAGGGGUUUCAAAUGGGUAUAGCUCUUCCUCAAUUCUUGCUAGACAUUGAUGGGGCAUCCGGUGGAAUACUUCUCCUUUGGAUAGUUGGUGUUUGUAUUCUCUUGCCUUUGGUGGUAGCUGUUGUAUAUCUCUCGAGGUCAUCAAAAUAUACAGGAAAUUAUGUGAUGCAUCAAACGCUCUCGGCUUAUUAUUUCUAUAUGAAACCUUCUUUGGCCCCAAGCAAAGUCAUGGAUGUCUUUGUGAAGGCUGCUGAGUACAUGGAAAUUCCAGUUCGUAGGACUGAUACUGAGCCCCUUCAAAAGCUUUUUAUGUUGGUUAGAAGUGAGUUGAAUCUUGACCUUAAAAACAUUAAGCAAGAGCAAACAAAGUUUUGGAAGCAGCAUCCAGCACUAGUUAAGACAGAAUUGUUGAUUCAGGCUCAAUUAACUCGUGAAUCAGCAGCCUUGCAAGAAUCAACCUUGCAAGGUGAUUUCAGACGGGUGCUGGAACUUGCACCCCGCCUUUUGGAAGAAUUAAUGAAGAUGGCAGUUAUACCACGCAAUACUCAGGGGCAUGGAUGGCUGAGGCCUGCAAUUGGGGUAGUUGAGCUUUCUCAGUGUAUCAUUCAGGCUGUCCCUCUUAGUGCAAGGAAGUCAAUUGGAGGAUCUGCUGAAGGCAUUGCACCCUUUUUGCAGCUGCCACAUUUCACUGAGGCUGUUAUAAAAAAGAUAGCCCGCAAGAAGGUGAGAACGUUUCAGGACCUUCAGGAAAUGAGCUUGGAAGAGCGCUCUGAGCUGCUUGCUCAGGUAGCUGGAUUCUCACCUGCUGAAGUACAAGAUGUUGAAAUGGUGCUGGAAAUGAUGCCUUCUAUAACAGUUGAGGUUACAUGUGAGACUGAAGGUGAAGAGGGUAUACAAGAGGGUGACAUUGUCACAGUCCACGCUUGGGUAACACUCAAACGUGCCAACGGCCUGAUAGGUGCCCUUCCUCAUGCCCCUUAUUACCCAUUUCACAAGGAAGAAAACUACUGGUUUUUCCUUGCAGACCCUGUUUCAAAUAAUGUGUGGUUUUCCCAGAAGGUUAGUUUCAUGGAUGAAGCUGCAGCAAUAACUGCCGCUUCGAAGUCAAUUGAGGAGACAAUGGAGGGAUCAGGAGCAACUGUAAAGGAGACCAGUGUGGCUGUUAGAGAAGCAAUUGAGAAGGUGAAGGGUGGGUCUAGACUGGUGAUGGGCAAGUUGCAAGCCCCUGCAGAGGGGAAUUACAACUUGACUAGUUAUAUUUUGUGUGACUCUUGGAUAGGCUGCGACAGAAAGACAAACUUGAAAGUGAAAAUUUUGAAACGGACCAGGGCUGGCUCCCGAGGUGGCGUUAUUGCAGAAGAGGGACCCAUUACGGAGGAUGGAGUUGAAGAUGAAGAGGAGAAUGAAGAAGAGGAAUAUGAUGAUUAUGAGAGUGAAUACAGUGAAGAUGAGGCAGCUGAACAAGAUGUUAAAAAGAAAGGCCCUGCUGCCAAUGGCACCGUCCAUAAACAAGAUUCAAGCUCAGAAGGUUCAGCCACAGACGAAGAGUGAACACAAUUCUAUUUAUUAAUGAUGAAACAAUAAAGUUUUUUGUUUUUCACCACUUUGAUUGGUGGAAGAACUUUACAACAAUCACAGUGAUAGUCAUUUAUUUGCCUCCUAGUUUUGCGAAUUUUCAUCUGAAUAUAUUAAGAGGAUUCAGAAAGUUAGUUA